Molecule: messenger RNA, 363 nt
Organism: Dentiscutata heterogama
Lineage: Eukaryota; Fungi; Glomeromycota; Glomeromycetes; Diversisporales; Gigasporaceae
Source: the annotation of a GenBank genome assembly
AUGCUUCAAGAAACUAGCAAUAAUGCUCAAGAUUUACCAAAACUCGAUAUAGACGAAGUUGCUGUGAUAGAAAAUAAUCCGAUUCUUUUUGAGUCAUUUGUUGAAGCAAUCAAGCAUGAUUAUGAAAAUGGUGGGCCACAACUUCAAACUGCACUUGAAAAGUUUGCUGAACGAUACAACACAGCAAAGGCUAAAUUCAUUCUAGCCUUAACAACAUUUUUAUAUAACGUUAAUCACAAUACUGAUCCACUUGUUCGUAUGAGAAGUGGAACCAAAAUUCGUGUGCAAGUUGAAUCAGUAAAGCGCAGAAAACUUGUUGAUAAUAAAGAGAACAGCGAUCCUCAUAUAAUUCUAGCACGUAAG